Molecule: messenger RNA, 5875 nt
Organism: Portunus trituberculatus (swimming crab)
Lineage: Eukaryota; Metazoa; Arthropoda; Malacostraca; Decapoda; Portunidae
Product: collagen alpha-1(I) chain-like
Exons: 2
Coding region: 53-5302 (1749 amino acids)
Source: RefSeq, a predicted model, not a curated record
AAGAUUAGCGGCUCAGUCCUUUUCUCAGUUCCCUCCUGGAUUAAACACCGGCAUGAGAGCUCCGGUGUUGUUACAAAUGUGGCGACGGCGAUGGCCAACGACUGCAGCACCGGUGUUCAUGGUGAUGGUGGUGGUGCUGUCUUCUCUACCAGGCACCCUGACUGCUCCAACUGACGACAUCAGCCUUGAGGACACUGCUCGGGUGCUAGGACACUUCUCUGCCGGAGUCGGUACAAGGAGAAACGGAGGCUCCAUGAGAUCCUUCACAGGAACUUCCCAAGGCAGCCUGAGGGGACAGCAACACUUUCAAGUCCGGCUAGACAGUUUAGAAGUUAACGAUAACAGCAAAGAAGUUCCGUCUCGUCCCAGUUUGGAGAGAGAGAGCUUAGAAGUAACUUUAGGUCGCAGCGCAGUCCCAGUUGGCGGCACUUCAGGAUCCCAAGGAUUCUCCUCUCAAUAUUUCGUGGUGGAUGAUGAUUCAUUAGAAAUCGAUGAGGAUGAUUUCCGCUUCAUGAACCUUGGAAGAAGAUAUCAUCCUGAAGGUAUAUCUCCAGUUUCCCCUCAGCAACUGUUUAUUCCUCAACCAGCAGUUGCUCCAACUCCUGGUCGUGUGGGUCCUGCUUCUCCAAAACUUGGUCCGUCCCUCAGUAACCCGUACAUUAUCGCCACUGCUUCAUCUAGUGAAGAAAUCGACGAAGAUAACCCUUAUGAAGAUGAUGAUGACGAAGACUUGGCGAUAUAUCUCAGUAAAAAUUUGUUGACUGUGAAGGGUGAUGAGAGCAGUGAAGAGCGACUGGAAUUGGAUGAUGCGCUAUUAGGAAGACGCUACAAUUUUAUUGACGGUCAAGGCAGUCAGCGAUGGGGCUACGAGCUUGUCGACCAGUAUCAACACCAGUCAGUGAACACAGAUGGAUCAAUGAAUGGCAGAUUUGGCUGGACUGCUCCCAACGGUCAAGAAAUCAAAGUUCAGUAUGUGGCUGAUGAUGGUGGAUACCGAUUGGUUGGCUCCUCAGGGAUCCAUCCAGCUGACAGUGAAGACGUACACCGGCUCAAGGUACAACAUUCUCAAAUAUACAAGGAAGUCGCCAGCCGUCCACCAGUAGCUCCACUACCUGUGUCCCCUGGUGUCCCACUACCUCCAGUAUCCCAUGGUGUUCAUCUGUCUUCUGGAUCUCCUGGUGUCCCACUGCAUCCAGUGUCUCCAUCGUCUUCUGGGUCUCCUGGUGUCCCAUUGCCUCCAGUGUCUCCAUCAUCUGGAUCUCCUGGUGUUCCAUUGUCUCCUGCUGAUAAUUCUUAUAAAGUGACCAUCCCAUUUGGAGGAAUUGGAGUGGCGUUGCCAGAUCCCCAUCGUGACCGAUCGCCAUUUCAAGGGUCUCCAGGCUUCUCACUAGGUGUCCCUCUGCCUCCUCAGCAUGAUAGCAGUGGAGCAGCUGGUGUUUCCCUUCCCACGCAGACAGGAGCUGGAAGUGGAGGAGCUCCUUUUUCUAUCCCUUCAGGACAACCUACUGGUGGGGUUCCUCUUCCCAGCCCCUCUGGACCUGGGGCAAAGCCAUCUCGUCCAGGUUUUUUUGAUGAAGAUGAAGUCGUAUCUUUCAGUGGUGGAACAAUGGGUGUUCCUCUUCCCACUCAAUCUGGAGCUGGAAGCGGAGGAGUCUCUUUUUCUAUCCCUUCAGGACAGCCUACUGGUGGAGUUCCCCUUCCCAGCCCCUCUGGUCCUGGAGCAAAGCCAUCCAGACCAGGCCUCUCCAGGGAUGAUGGCACUGUGGUUGCUGGUGGAAGUGGUGGUGUUGGACUUCCAGGUUUUGAAACAACUGGAGUUUCCCUCUCAAGCCCAUCGGGACCCAUGACUGGUGGAGUGCCUCUUCCCAGCCCCUCUGGACCACCAGGGGCACCAUCCGGCCCAGGCUUUUUAGGGGAUGACACCGUAGUUGUUGGAACAGAUGAGGGUGUUGGACUUCCUGGACCUCCAGGAGUCUCCCUCUCCAGCCCUGCAGGACCAGGUGGAGUUCCUCUUCCUAGUCCCUCUGGGCCACCAGGAGCACCAUCUGGGCCGGAUUUUUUCGGAAAUGAUGACACCGUAGUAGAUGGAGGUGGUGUUGGACUUCCUGGAGCUCCAGGAAUUUCCCUCUUCAGCCCUGCAGGACCAGCAAUAGGUGGAGUGCCUCUUCCAAGCCCCUCUGGACCACCGGGACCACCAUCUGGGCCAGGUUUUUUUGGCGAUGAUGACACCAUAGUAGCUGAAAGUGGUGUUGAACUUCCUGGGACACCAGGAGUUUCUCUUUCAAGCCCUGUGGGACCAGUGACAGGCGGAGUGCCUCUUCCCAGCCCCUCUGGGCCACCAGGUGCACCAUCCAGGCCAGGUUUUUUAGGCGAUGAUGAUACUGGAGCUGGAGCUGAAGCUGGAGGUGGUGUUGGACUUCCUGGAGCACCCGGAGUUUCCUUCUCAAGCCCAGUGGGACCAGCAACAGGUGGAGUGGCUCUUCCCAGCCCCUCUGGACUCCCGGGGCCACCCUCUGGACCAGGUUUUUUUGGCGAUGAUGACACUGCAGUAGCUGGAGGUGGUGUUGGACUUCCUGGGACACCAGGAGUCUCUCUCUUCAGCCCUGAUGGCCGAGGUACAGGCGGAGUGUCUCUUCCCAGCCCAUCUGGACCACCAGGAGCACCAUCCGGACCGGGUUUUUUAGGGGAUGAUGACACAGUAGUACCUGAAGGUGGUGUUGGACUUCCAGGAGCACCUGGAGUCUCCUUCUUUAGUCCUGCAGGACAAGAAACAGGUGGAGUGCCUCUUUCUAGUCCAUCUGGACCACCAGGGCCACCAUCCGGGCCAAAUUUUUUUGGGGAUGACCCCGCUGUAGCUGAAGGUGGAGAUGUUGGACUUCCAGGGACACCAGGAAUUUCCCUCUCAAGCCCUGCAGGACCAGCAACAGGCGGGGUACCUCUUCCCAGCCCUUCUGGACCACCAGAACUACCAUCAGGGCCAGGUAUUUUUGGAGAUGAUGACGCCGGAGUCUCACUUUUCCAGCCUGUGGGAACAGAAGCUGAUGGAGUGCCACUACGUAGCCCAUCUGGGCCUGAACCUGCACCUUCAGGAACUGGACUUUUUCAUGAUGAAUCUGUAGGUUUCAAAGGAGCCUCUGGUGUUGGACGUCCUGAAGUAGCUGGUGUAAGACCCAUGGGAGUUCCUCUUCCCAGCCCCUCUGGACCAGAGACAGCACCAUCAGGGCCAGGAUUUUUCGGAGAUGAUGACACAGUAGUAGCUGGAACAGCUGCUGAUGUUGGAACAAGUGGAGUUUCACUUUCGAUCCCUAUUGGACCAGGAACUGGUGGAGUAUCUCUUCCCAGCCCUUCUGAACCAGCGGCAAGACCACCUGCCCCAGGAUUUUUUGGAGAUGAUGACACUGCAAUAGUCAGGGAUAGUACUGGACUUCCCGGUGUGCCUGAAGUCUCUUUUUCCAUCCCAAUUGGACCUGAUGUUGGUGGAGUGUCUCUUCCCAGCCCAUCUGCACCAGAAUCAACGCCGUCAGUGACUCUCGGUGAUGAUGAUACUCUACUUUCCGUAAGUGCUGCUGGACCUCCAGAGGCUCCGGGAGUCUCUCUUUCCAGCCCUAUAGCACCAGCGGCAGGUGGAGUACCUCUUCCCAGUCCCUCUCUCCCUGAAUCAACAUCAGCAGAUGAUGCAAGAACUGGAAUACCAGGCUUUGUUGAUAUAGCCACUAGAUUUGAUUCCUCUGGACCAGGACUACCAGCAACAGGACCUGGUAUCAGUGCUGGGGCAGGAGUGUCACUUCCAGGGUUUGCAUCACCUGAUGACGAUGCUGCUGUAAGCCCAGAGUUCGGCUUUACCACAGGAUUUGGUGCCCCUGAAAGUGGAUUACCAGCAACAGGACCUGGCAUCGGUGGUGGAGUAGGAGUAUCACUUCCAGGGUUUGGAUCACUUGAUGAUGAUACUGCUGGAAGCCCAGGAUUUGACUCUACCGGUGGGUUUGGUGCCUCUGAACCUGGACCACCAGCAGCAGGACCAGCUAUAGGUAGUGGGGCAGGUGUAUCACUACCAGGAUUUGGAUCAUCUGAUGACAAUGGUGCUGGAAGCCCAGGAUUUAAACUGACUACUGGGUUUGGGACCUCUGGACCUGGAAUACAGGCAACAGGACCUGCAAUUACUGCUGGAUCAGGAGUGUCACUUCCAGGGUUUGGAUCAUUUGACGACGAUGCUGCUGUAAGCCCAGGGUUUGACUUCACUACUGGCUUUGGUGCCUCCAGACCUGGAGUACCAGCAGCAGGACCUGGUGUCAGUGUUGGUUCAGGAGUAUCCCUUCCAGGCUUUGGAUCACAUGAUGAUGAUGCUGCAGGCAAUGGGUUUGACUCUAGCAAUGGAUUCGGUGCCUCAGGUCCUGGAGUACCAGCAACAGGACCUGGUGUCAGUGUUGGAUCAGGAGUAUCACUUCCAGGCUUUGGAUCACAUGAUGAUGAUGCUGCAGGCAAUGGGUUUGACUCUAGCAAUGGAUUCGGUGCCUCAGGUCCUGGAGUACCAGCAACAAGACCUGGUGUCAGUGUUGGAUCAGGAGUAUCACUUCCAGGCUUUGGAUCACAUGAUGAUGCUGCCGGAAGACCAGGCUUUGAUGAUUCAUCCUCUGGCUUUGGACUCUCAAGCUCUGGAUUUAAUGGGGAAAUUCCUUUGUCAGUGUUAGACUCCACUGACAAUGGAAAGCCUAUGAGCCCUGAUUUUGGUUUUUCUGGUGCGAUUGGCUCAUCUGAUGAUUUUGGCCAGAACUCAGGAGGGUUUGGAUUUGGAGGAGGGGUACCUCUUAAUGGUGGGUUUGGCGGAUCAGCAUCUUUCAAUGGAAAGGGUGCUCUGGACGCCUCAGAGGUGCCGCUUCAAGGGCCACCAGUAUCCAGCACUUUCAGUCUCUCAACAAAUCUAGGCCAUGGAACCGGUUCUUCAGGCGUACCACUCAAUACUGGUAAAGAAUUGUCCUUCAACAAUGCCCAUCGUUCCCACGGAACUUCCCAGUUUUUUGAGGUAGGCCCACCUCAUCAUGCUGCAGGUGGGCCAACCAACGCCUCACCUCUUCCUUUCCAUCCUCACACUCACAUGUUUGAUUCCCAACAUCCCAAUCAAUUCCAUUCGUCCUCUGGCCCAGUUCACGAGGCGAGCUCUUUUGCUGAAAGUUCUGCAAACUUAGAUAGUGAGGUAAAUAAGCCCCAGGACCUAGUCAAGAUUUAUCACGAUAUUUACGGCAUAAAAAUGAGAUUAGAUGACUGGUUAGUCCCUAAACGGAGGGAGGCUCCUGCUAACUUGUAAGCUUCAGAAUUCUAAUCCCCACAAGGAUCGUAUCGUGUGUUGCGCUGUGAAUGAUUGUUGUGUAUUUAUGAAUGCAUUGAGGCGUCAGUUACACUCGGGUACAGAAAUGGUCUCAUUGUAUGAAUAAAUGAAUAUUAUAAAAGUAACAUUAAUUGUGUUUGGGGCUGUGUGUGAAUAAUAAAAAGCCAUUAUUCAAAACAAAGAAUAAAGAUUACUUUUCAUCCCUUUACUUAAAACAGAGACUAUUCAUCUUCCCUAGAUCCUGACGCCUCACUCUCGUCCUUUUAAUUAUUAUACGUUUUCCCUCAAAAACGUCCCUCACUUUGAUAUCCACACCCUUCGCACAUUCGCUGUCCGCUCCUUGUGAGCCGAGAUUUGCUGCCCUCAACCUCUGUCCCAUUCACUUGGCUGUGUACAUAGUAAGGUGUAUGUUAUAUUGUAUACCAUUAAAUACAUGUCUAUGAUUACUGAGUACUGUGAUUGUUGAAACGAUGGUGCCAGCCUCGCACCAAGCCCUGGAAGAGACUUGGUUUGUACGCUUCUGUCGAUGGAAUAAAAGUUUUUUAUUAUACA